Molecule: messenger RNA, 3542 nt
Organism: Mytilus californianus (California mussel)
Lineage: Eukaryota; Metazoa; Mollusca; Bivalvia; Mytilida; Mytilidae
Product: tonsoku-like protein
Exons: 18
Coding region: 106-3378 (1090 amino acids)
Molecular function (GO): protein binding
Source: RefSeq, a predicted model, not a curated record
UUGCCACCUGACAGUAAUGCAUUGAAGAUCAAAAUUUAUGAACAGUUGGGUGAUGGAGCUGCAGAGAUUGGAAAUUUUAAACAAGCAUUGGAAUUCUAUCACAAAAUGCUGGACUCUAGUAUAGAGGAACACUCAUCACAAAAGGAUUUGAUACCCAUCUACAUAUCUCUGGCCCAGACAUACACUGAUAAUAAACAGUAUGGCAAGGCUAUCGAAUAUUACAAUAAAGAAAAAGAAUGUCGGGGUGAAGAUUAUGGUCAGAUAUGUCGAACAUGGUUAAAUAUAGCAGAAUGCCAGGAAUUAGAUGGUAAAAGUUAUGAUGAUGUUACUAUGUGUUAUAUGAAGGCUUUUGAAUGUGCUAGAAAAGCUAACCACUAUAAGUUACAGGUUCAUGUUUUAAAAUCAUUGGUAGAAGUUCAAAAGUACUACAGACAGAAAACACACCUGAAACAAACAGAACGAAAACUGGAAAAUAUUAAAACAAAGUAUGAUGUGGGCAGUGAUGAAGAAUUGUCUGAGGAGGAGAGAGACAGUCAGAGGUCUGAUGAUGUGGAUAAUCUUAGUAUAUCAGAAUUGUCAGAAUCAGAGGAAUCAGAGGAAGAAGGAAGUAGAGUUAAAACUGGGUCAAGGAGGAUGACUAAGGCCAGGGCCACUAGAAAUGAAAAAGGAGAAACUCCAUUACACAGGGCUUGCAUAGAGGGUAAUCUGAAGAAAGUUCAAAAGCUGAUUGAACAGGGUCAUCCUGUAAACCCUCGUGAUCAUUGUGGAUGGAUACCAUUACACGAGGCAGCCAACCAUGACAUAUAUGACAUAGUCUUGUACCUACUGGACCAUGGAGCAGCCAUUAAUGAUCGAGGUGGUCAGUACUGUGGAGGAGUUACUCCUCUUAUUGACUCUGGUAACUGUGGCAACAUGGAUAUUAUGGACUUGUUAAUUGAGAGAGGAGCUAACGUCUUGGCCAAAGAUGAUGAGGGUAACACAGCUUUGGAUUGUUUGAGAGCAUGGAGAGACAGGUGUGAUAAUUUGGACGACGAAUUAGUGAAGAAAUUUGAACAUACAGAGACAUUACUGGCGUCUAAAAAGAGAGGAAAAUCUUCAGUAGACAGUAUACAAAGAAGCCAGGCAAACAGAGGUCUAAAUUCAAGUCAGAGAAGUCAGAGGGUUGUUGAAGAAUGUGAUCUUCCCCAUCUCCCUCUACAAGAGAGAGCCAAGAAACGAAAAUCAAAAACUGGGCAUUCUUCAGAUCUCAGAAGAGGUAUUUCUUCAAGUGAUUCUGACAGUGAUUCACAGUUGCCUUGUAGACAAAGGGAAACAACUCCAGUUUUAUCUGAUUCUGAAGAAUUUUUUCCUAAUCCAAUGAUGGAAGAUGAGAUUCGUACUACACAUAGUGCAACAGAAAGCUAUAAGUCUGCUAUGGAAAAUCUGAGAGGUCAUGUCAAUCGUAAGACUGUCCCUUCACAAAGUGGUGUGCCAACCAGUAAACAGCAGCAGACGUCAGCCUUAAUUGAUGCAGAAAUCUUUGUAGAUGAUUGGUUGAUAGAUGAUAUGCAACAACCAACCAAAAGACAGAAAUUAGACAUAAAUGGUGUUUUCUCAUCAAAUACUUCUAGAAAGAAAAGUGAGGAGGUCCUAUCUGGAAAAGCUUCUUCAGCUAGCAUAAAGAAAAACAGAAGUAUUAUUUUUGACGAUGAUAUAAAUAUUGACACAAGUGUUGAUAUCCAUGGCAACAAUAGAAUUGGUGAUGAUAACAUUUUGAUAGAUGAAAAUGAUAUAAGUAUCAUAUCCCAAAGUACACAAUUGCCCUCAAUUCGACCUCUACAGAAAACAAAACCUCGCCAAUUAAGUUUGACAAAUUUUGCAGUCAGAGUAUCUGAAAACAGGUCUGUUUCUCAGGACACAGCAGGAAUUGAGAAUACCACAUCUUUUCUUGCUACAAUUGGGCCCACAAAUACACAGACUGCCCUUGAUAGUACCCCUUCAUCACACAGGGAUACAGUUGGUCCUUUAAUGAGGGUCAAGGUCAGAGUAAAGGAUAAACUUUUGCUUAUUCCUGUGCCCAAUAGGCAAAAGGAGAAGACGAUAUCAUGGUUAUGUCAGGAAGCCGGUCAGAGAUAUUACAGUAUGUGUGGAUUACGUCCCUUGUUAACACUCAGUACAAAGGAUGGUGCCUUUUUAGCCAACACAGAUGAAAUUUCACAAGUUCUGUCCAGUAAUGAAGAAGUUGAAGGUGUUGUUGAUAGUUGGGAUUUACCUCCCCUGGUAGACAGAUAUCAGCAGGCUUGUACAGCUUUAAAUACAGUUUGCUACAGAAACAUAAAGACAAUAUUGCAGUCAUGUGACACUACAUCGAAACUGGUGAUAUCAGACCUUGGCCUACGACCUCUACAGAUACAGACAGUUUUUAGAGCAUUGCAAUGUCAGAAUACACUCAAAGUACUCUGCUUACCAGGGAACAGAAUGGGAGACCAUGGAUUAGACAGUUUCUUGAAAGUCUGUAAUACCUUACCAAACCUGUGUGUACUGAACUUUAAAUGCAAUGAAAUAACAGCAGUAGGACUAAAAUCCUUGGCAGAUUUCUUACAGAACUGUGAAACACCUGUUUUAAAGAAUUUGAUGGAGUUGAAUCUGAGUUACAAUUCUCUAGGAGAUUCCAGCUGCCAGUCACUGGCUAGUAUAGUGACACACCUACCUAUGCUGAACACAUUGUCCAUAUCAUCUUGUGAUUUUACUGCUAAACUGUUCCAGCAACACAGAAUUAGCCUGAUGGAAAGUUUACUGAAUUGUCAGUUGCAGAAUUUGGAUGUCUCUCAUAACCAAUUUGGUAUGCUGGGUAUAGAAUUAUUGUUAAAGACCAUCAAUCCUGCAACCAUGUGGUCAUUAAACAUAGGCAAUACACUAACAUCUGCACCACAAUCUUAUUUCUUGUUACAUAUACAGAACUUUUUGUCAAAGGAGAAGUGUAGCCUCCAAGAUUUAAAUCUUUCUGGAUGUCACUUGUCAACAGAACAUACAGACUUCCUUGUUAGCAUUCCAAUAGCUGGUAAAAGUCUCACCUCACUAAAUCUCUCAGACAAUCCCAAACUAGACAAUAGUGUGGUGACAAGAGUAUUGGAAGUGGCCUCGACAAACAACACACACUUGGAGAAGAUCACGGCAGAAGGUUGUGGCAUCAUAUCACCAUUGGAUACCAUGUUUCUUGAUGCCAUCAGUGACAAAUUAAUGUCAGACUAUUCUCUUAAAUUUAUUAGUUUUACAUGUAGAAAUUUAGACAAAGUUGAUGCAGAUAGUUUAUCCCAAAUUUGGACAGAACAUUGGAAAGAUUCAGCACAGAUUCAAAUUAGCAGUUGCUUGGUUAGAUUGAGUGUAUCUAGCACAUAAUUUACUUGUUAAUAAAAACUAUAAAGUUUUUAAUAUAAACUAUAAAUAUCUUAGAAAAUGUAUUAAGGAGUAAGUCAAAUUAAAUCAUAUUGUAUCCUUAUUGUUAUUGCAUGUGUUGAUUUGUAAUUUGUAUAAUAUUAUGAUUAAUAAUAUGUAUUAUAGUA